AAUAACAGAAACAGAAACUGUGUCGUUUAGUGCUUUCAAGUUCCAAUGGUUACAGUUCCCAUGAUUAACUACUUGCGCUUUACUAGGCCUUUGCUUCUUGUACUCGAAGACCGAAUCAAACUUUUCACAAAUUUUCUUCAAUUUUUAUGUAUUUGUAUAUACACAGAUAUUCAGAUUCUUCAGUAUUUCUCCCUCUCAAUAUUUUGCACUGAAAGGUUCCUUCUUUAAUUUCUUUUCUUUUUGAUAACAUCAUUUCUGUCUCACUUUUUCCCACUAAUUUUCAUCCAAAGCGGUUUCUUGGUGACACCAUAAGCAGUUUUCCGGCCAACCCAGAUGGAAAAGGAGCCCCUUUUGUCUUAUUUAAGUCCGAGGAGGAAACUUCCACCUCUUCUGCUUCGACGAUUUCCUGAAGAUGGAGAAAUUUCUGUUCCAAUGCCUUUAACCCCGGCUGAGUUCAAGGAUUUUCUCAUCUUUGGACACUCUUCUCCUAAAGUAUCUUCCCCCAGUGUGGAUGCUUUAAAUCUCUCUUAUUCAUCACCAAGGGGAUCCCCUUCUCAUUCAGUUGCAAAUCCUUUUGAAUCGCCCAAAAAACAAACGAUUCAAGGGUCUUCUUCACAUUCUCGGUUGUUUGAACCCUUCACUAAAACAAGAAAGAGUAAUCUUCAUAGGUCAAAGACUGCCCCUGCUAUGGCUGUCAUCAAUGAGUUACCACAGCAUCCUGAGGUUAAGCCUCAGUUUGGUUCUCAAUCUAUUGUUAGGCAGGCUUUUGUGCUUUUGGUGUUGUAUUUGUCAUUAGGUGUGAUUAUAUAUUGCUUUAAUCGGGAUGAUUUUUCAGCUACUAAGACUCAUCCUGUUGUUGAUGCCUUUUAUUUUUGUAUUGUGACAAUGUGCACGAUUGGGUAUGGAGAUAUUACCCCUGAUAGUGUGGCAACUAAGUUGUUUUCUAUAUUGUUUGUGUUGGUUGGAUUUGGGUUUGUUGAUAUUCUGCUUUCUGGGAUGGUUUCUUAUGCGCUUGACUUGCAAGAGAGUAAUUUGUUGAAAACUAUCAAGGGUGGCUGUGAUAAGGAGGCUCCGAGUUCAUGUCUUGUUGAUGUGAAGAAAGGGAGGAUACACAUAAGAAUGAAAGUCGCAAUGGCAUUAGGUGUUGUGGUUCUUUGUAUUGGGGUUGGUGGUGUUGUUAUGCAUUUUGUUGAGAAGCUAGGCUGGUUAGACUCAUUUUAUCUUUCAGUUAUGUCUGUUACCACAGUUGGCUAUGGAGACAAGGCGUUCCAGUCAUUAGCAGGUCGAGUUUUCGCUUCAAUUUGGUUGCUUGUAUCAACUCUUGCUGUUGCCAGGGCCUUUUUGUAUUUAGCUGAGGCUAGAGUAGAUAAGCGGAAUAGGAGGAUGACAAAGUGGGUACUUGGUCAUGACAUGACUGUGGCUGAGUUUCUUGCUGCGGAUAUUGACAACAAUGGUUUUGUCAGCAAAGCAGAAUAUGUGAUAUACAAGCUCAAGGAGAUGGAAAAGAUAGCAGAGAAGGAUAUUCUGCAGGUUUGUAAGACCUUUGACAGGCUAGAUACCGGUAACUGUGGAAAGAUCACUCUUGCCGAUCUGGUGUCCAGCCACUAGAGGUAACUCUGGAAAGGUAUAUUAGAGAAGGCUAUAUUAUUUCUUAUGCUUAUUUCUAUCCAUAAUCCAGUUGUAAAUAGAAGAAACGCUCAGGUAGUUAUAUGUUGAAGCACGAUGACGCUCCAGGGACUUCACUGCCAGAUUAACAAAUCUCUUGCCCGUCAAUCCAUUCAACCAGUAAUCAGCAUGACUUUGAAUCGAAGGGUGCUUUUCUUGAUCGAGAGUGUCGAUAGUUUGAUGAAAAAAAUUUUGCUAAUGUAGAUUAAUUCAAUUCAUUCUUUUAUACAAGCAUGUUAACAUAAAUGCUGAGGCUGUUUAAUUCUUUAUUGUCAAGGUGCCUUUGGUUUUGCAGAAUGUAAAUUUUGUACAUUGCAUAAGCUGAAUGAAAAAUAUAUACACACAAUUCAUCACAAA
This is a messenger RNA of Mangifera indica (mango), 2022 nucleotides long. Its product is annotated as two-pore potassium channel 3-like. Gene Ontology annotation, molecular function: potassium ion leak channel activity. Bases 334 to 1608 code for a protein of 424 amino acids. Lineage: Eukaryota; Viridiplantae; Streptophyta; Magnoliopsida; Sapindales; Anacardiaceae. Gene Ontology annotation, cellular component: plant-type vacuole membrane. The transcript has 2 exons. Gene Ontology annotation, biological process: stabilization of membrane potential; potassium ion transmembrane transport. The record is from RefSeq and is a predicted model, not a curated record.